UUUGUUAUCUAGAACUACGGUUAUCAACGAAACUACUGCGGAAGACUCGAUUAAACACGUGCACGUGCACUGACUGUUUAACGUCUCAAACAGAUCGUCUACAUAAUACUUCACAAUAUUGUUCUAUGAGACAAAGUUGUUGAAUUUUUCACUAUGACUUUGGACAUGGUUCCAAUGAUGGAUCCGACUACCGGCGAUGAAUGUGGCAAGAAGCGUAAAAAGAAACAAAACCUUGACGGAGGAAAGAGGAUUAAACCACCCACUGCAGAAGAGUUGAAUAAGCUCCGUGAAACUGAAAACCUUUUUUUGUCAAAUAUGUUUCGCUUGCAAAUUGACGAAAUGUUAAAAGAAGUGAAACCAAAACAAACUACUUUAGACAAAAUCCAAGAAUGGUUUGAUAAGUUUAGCGUAGCUGUGUUACAAGAUAUGGACACUGCAGAUUAUAAAAAAGAAUUAUUGUCAAAUAUGAAUGUAUCUGAAAUUAGUACACCAUUUCAUCUAAACCCUCAAAAUAAUACAGAUGGAACUUUUCGUUUUACCAAGCCGUGUUCUGUAAAAAUUGUAGGUUCCCAUUCUUUAGGAACAUCCAUAAUGCCAUUAAUUAAAGUUGACAUUUCAAUUGUAAUGGGAAAAACAUUUUUCCAUAAGAAAGACUAUGCCGAUGAAAAAUAUUUACGUAAAAAGGCUUUUUAUCUGCACUGCCUUGCCAAAGAAUUAAUGAAAAUACCAUUUAUGAUUGAUAAUGAUGAUGUACAGUUUUCUUUUGGAAGUCAUUCAUAUUAUUUACCUUCACUUAUUGUAAAACCAAUUGGUACAUUGGGUAAAAAAUGCUGUUUUUGUUUACGAGUUGUUCCCGAAAAAGAUAUUUACAAUUUAAAUAAAUUUUCUCCAAGUACCAACAAUAUUAAUUGUCAAUGGUAUUUUAAUACAAGUGUAGAGAAUUAUGAUUCAAAAAAUUAUUCAACGCCCUAUUACAAUUCAUUAGUUUUGCAAGAUUUGGUAAUGGAUAUAAACGACAUUUUGCUAAAAGAAAUAAUUGAAAUCAAUCAAAAUGUUCAAGAUGCUCUGAUUUUAUUAAAAAUUUGGAUUGCUCAAAAAAAUCUUGGAGGGGUUGGAAAUGUCACUAACUAUAUAUUGUCAAUGUAUGUAGUUUAUUUGUUUAAAAAGCAUAAAAUAAACAAAUUUAUGAGUAGCUAUCAAAUAAUAAGGAAUGUUUGGCUAAAUUUUGGACAAUCUAAUUGGCAUAAUGAUGGUAUUACUUUAGUAGACAAUGAAAGCAAAAAAGAUGUAAAAUUACCUUUAAUGUCUGAUUUCCAUUCUACAUUUCAAGUUGUAUUUGUUGAUUCUUCAGGAUACUUGAAUUUGUGUGCCAAUGUUUUUAAAUCUAACUACAUUCAUAUUAAAAAUGAAUGUAAUUUUGCUGUUGAAAUGUUAGAUAACUCAGACAUGAAUUCAUUCCCAUGUCUGUUUUUAACUAAAGCUUCAUUUCUCCAACAAUUUGAUCAUCUUAUCAGUUUCAAUGACAUCAAGGUAAUAAAAGAUAUAGUUAGUCAACACAGUGAUACAAAAUUGAAAUUGGAUUUGAGGGAAGAUUUAGCCUUGCAAUUCCAGAAAAUUAUAGAACCAUUAUUACUUUCCAGUCUUGGUGAUCGUAUAACUGAAAUGUGUUUCAAUGUUUUUCAAGACUCUGUUCUUAUUGGAAAAACUCAAGAACCGUUCAGUAAUUUUUUAAUUGGUUUAAAGUUAAAUUCUCAAAAAGCAAAUUCAGUAGUUGAACGUGGUCCAAUUGCAAAUUUGCCUGAGGCUAAAGAGUUUCGCUCAUUUUGGGGCGAAAAAUCUCAAUUAAGACGUUUUAAAGAUGGAGAUGUUUGUGAAGCAGUUGUAUGGGCUGAUAGUAAAGCAGCUAUAAGUAAAAAGCGUUGUAUAAUUAGAGAUAUUGUGAAUUAUGUAUUUUUACAUAAAUUAUCAAUAUCUUCAGAACAAUUUAUUUAUAUUGCCGAUCAAGCGGAAUCAGUUUUAGAGAAUCCAUUUAUAGUACCAAUUGGAUUUGAUUAUGGUACUGGAGAAGCAGCAAGUUUGUGUUGUAUUGAUAAUUUUAAUGAUGUAGGAAAAUUAAUUCGUCAACUUGAAGGAUUACCUUUAACUGUGAGUUCAGUACAAGGAAUAUCACCUGUAUUGAGAUAUGCUGAUGUUAUACCACCAUUAUCUAGAACUCAUGUCGACAAUAAAAAACAAAGGAAGACUAAAGGAAAUUGUAUAUUAGCACCGACAGAUGAGGAAAUGAAAAUAGCUCCUGGAUUUGUCGAACCAAUUGAAGGUAUAUUACAAUUUGCAUCCAGUGGAAAAUGGCCUAAUGAACUAAACGCUGUAAGAAGAAUGAUUACAGCUUUUUACAUAAAUCUAGCUGCAAGGUUACAUAAGGAUUGUAAUUUAACUUGUCAGCCAUUUGUUAAUCAUAUAGAUAUCAUGAAAAAUGGUUUUGUUUUCCGUUUUCGUAUUUAUUAUCCUGGCGAAGUAUCAUUUAUUAAAAAAGAAUUAAUGCCAGAUGGUAUGAUCCGAUAUAGAGAUACUGAAGAAUCCUUGAAUUUAGAGAGAUCAAUGGUGCAGUUGCCUACAUUAACAAGCUCAUUGCAUGGCCUUAGUGUUCAAUAUCCAUCGUAUGGACCAACUUGUUGUUUAGCUAAACGAUGGCUUAGAAGUCAGUUAAUUGAUAAUUUUCAUUUCCCAGAUAUGUGUAUUGAAUUGUUAGUGGCUAGCUAUUUCUUACAGCCUGAGCCAUUUAAAGUAACUUGUCAACCAACUAUUGGUUUGCUGCACUUUUUACGUAAAUUAGCAACAACUGAUUGGUUUAGAGAAUUUAUUGUUAUCAAUUUCAAUAAUGAUAUUCCAAAAGAUCAUAUUUCAUCAUUGGAAUGUUCUAUUGCUAGCCAACAAAAAAAUUCUUCAAGACCUGCAAUGUUACUAGUUACACCUUAUGACUUAGAUGGUACUUCAUGGACAAAAGAAGGCCCUUCAUUUACAAUACUUGCUCGUCUUAUGCAUUUGUCUAGAAAGGCUUUAGAUAUAGCUGAAGAAAGUUUAUUAAAGAAUGGCACUGUAGAAAAUUUAAAACAAAUAUUUAGACCUUCGUUAGAUAAAUAUGAUAUAUUAAUAAAGCUAAGGAACAUAAUGAAUCCUCUUAGACAUAUGGCAGUUGAUGCCAAAAUGGCGAAAAUUUACUCCUUAGAACCGCCCGAAGAUAAAGAAAAAAUACCAAUUAUUGGGUUAAAUCCAGUUCAAGAAUUACUAAAUGUCCUAAGGGAAAGCUACUCAGAGUAUGCAUUAUUUUUCCACGAUACAUAUGGAGGCAAUGUGAUAGGAGUUGUUUUUAAACCUAAUGUAUUUAAUAAAAUUGAAUUUAAGGUAACUAAUGUCAAUGGUCAAAGAUUACACAAGUCUUCAAGUAGCAUAAAACAUGUUGAAUUUAAUUUAGACGCUUUCAUUGAGGAUAUAGAUGUAUAUGGUGGAUUUAUUGUAAAAGAAGUUGAAAAAUGUAACAAAUCACUGUUUUGUAAUAAUUAAUACUUAUCUAAACUAAUCAGUUGAUUUAAACAAUAAAAUGAUUGACAUACA
Rhopalosiphum padi (bird cherry-oat aphid) is the source of this 3612-nucleotide messenger RNA. RefSeq names its product nucleolar protein 6 (gene Mat89Ba). Gene Ontology annotation, cellular component: CURI complex; UTP-C complex; small-subunit processome. Gene Ontology annotation, biological process: tRNA export from nucleus; rRNA processing. The record is from RefSeq and is a predicted model, not a curated record. NCBI's taxonomy places the organism in Eukaryota, Metazoa, Arthropoda, Insecta, Hemiptera, Aphididae. The transcript has 17 exons. The coding region runs from base 154 to 3561 and encodes 1135 amino acids.